AAAAUUGUAUUCUUCUUAUUUUCCCCAAUAAUUUGUCAAUUGGAGUCUGUGUCACAGAAUAGAGAAAAUCCAUAUCUCAAUUUUCGAUUUUCUUCCACUCCAGCGUAAAGAGAAGAGGUUUUUUGUUGAACCCUAAUCCCAAAAAACCUCAAAUCAAUGGCACACCGUUUGCUCAGAGAUCACGAAGCCGACGGCUGGGAACGUUCCGACUUCCCCAUCAUCUGCGAAUCCUGCCUCGGUGACAGCCCUUACGUUCGAAUGACAAGGGCUGAGUAUGACAAAGAGUGCAAGAUUUGUACAAGGCCUUUUACGGUUUUUAGAUGGAGACCUGGUCGAGAUGCGAGAUAUAAGAAAAGUGAGAUCUGUCAGACAUGUAGUAAAUUGAAGAAUGUUUGUCAAGUAUGCCUUUUGGAUCUUGAAUAUGGGCUUCCGGUUCAAGUCCGUGACACGGCUCUCAGUAUCAGUUCCAAUGAUGCCAUUCCGAAGAGUGAUGUUAAUAGGGAGUAUUUUGCUGAAGAGCACGACCGCAAGGCUAGAGCUGGGAUAGAUUAUGAAUCCUCUUUUGGUAAAGCGCGCCCAAAUGAUACUAUCCUGAAGCUUCAGAGAACGACACCUUAUUACAAAAGAAACCGGGCGCAUAUUUGCAGUUUCUACAUAAGGGGUGAGUGUACCAGGGGAGCUGAGUGCCCUUACAGACAUGAGAUGCCAGUAACUGGGGAACUGUCUCAACAAAAUAUCAAAGAUCGAUAUUACGGGGUGAAUGAUCCGGUGGCCAUGAAGCUGCUUGGCAAGGCAGGAGAGAUGAACUCGUUGGAGGUUCCCGAGGAUGAGAGUAUUAAAACACUUUACAUUGGUGGACUUGAUGCUAGGGUCACCGAGCAGGACUUGCGGGAUAACUUUUAUGCCCACGGAGAAAUUGAGUCUGUCAAAAUGGUUCUUCAACGGGCCUGUGCUUUUGUAACCUAUACAACAAGAGAAGGUGCAGAAAAGGCAGCAGAGGAACUCUCUAACAAACUUGUUAUCAAGGGCCUUAGGCUAAAACUGAUGUGGGGCAGGCCUCAGACAGCUAAACUUGAAUCCGAUGGCUCUGAUCAAGCAAGGCAGGCCUCUGUGGCUCAUAGUGGGCUGUUGCCUCGAGCUGUGAUAUCACAGCAGCAGAACCAAGACCAGACCCAAGGACAACUUUACUAUAACAAUCCACCGCCUCAGCAGGAAAGGAGCUACUACCCUUCAAUGGAUCCUCAAAGAAUGGGUGCUCUUAUUCCAUCUCAAGACGGUCCUCCUGGUGGGCCUUCUGGAUCAGGGGAGAACAAACCCAGUUCUGAUAAGCAGCAAAUGCAGCAUUAUGGCCAUCCUAUGAUGCCACCUCCACAUGGUCAAUACCAUCAUCAGUACUAUCCUCCAUAUGGUGGUUACAUGCAGCCUGUUCCUCCUUAUCAACAAUACCCACCACCACCAUACAAUGCUGCAAUGCCUCCAUCCCAACCACCUACUGCUAAUCAUCCCUAUCAACCUCCAUCCCAACCGGGGUCUUCACAGUCAGGGUCUGGACAAGCUGCUAAUCAUCCCUAUCAACCUCCAACCCAACCGGGAUCUUCACAGUCAGGGUCUGGACAAGCUGUGUCUGCACCAGCCGAAACUGGAAUAUCAUCAUCUGGUUCACAGCAACAAUAAAAAUAUCGUUGUAAUGCAAAUUUUUUCUUGGAAGUACUGUGUUGACAUGGAAUAUAUUUAGACUCAAACAGUCGAACAGCUUGAUAUGAUUUUUGCCUUGUGGUUUGAACAAAUUAUGUGUUCCUGUAAUACAAGUUAUUUUAUUAUUAGUAA
This is a messenger RNA of Vicia villosa (hairy vetch), 1827 nucleotides long. Its product is annotated as zinc finger CCCH domain-containing protein 40-like. The record is from RefSeq and is a predicted model, not a curated record. Bases 157 to 1674 code for a protein of 505 amino acids. Gene Ontology annotation, molecular function: U6 snRNA binding; metal ion binding; pre-mRNA binding. The transcript has 4 exons. NCBI's taxonomy places the organism in Eukaryota, Viridiplantae, Streptophyta, Magnoliopsida, Fabales, Fabaceae. Gene Ontology annotation, cellular component: U2-type catalytic step 2 spliceosome; Prp19 complex; U2-type catalytic step 1 spliceosome.